UAUUUGGAGAGUUUUGUCCGCAGAGGGCCGGAUGGUUACGGAGAUUACUGCUCUGAGCGCCUGCGUCGUAUAAUAGCCAACGGAGAAAGACAGGAGCUGCCCUGUUGGAUAGAGCAAGAGGCUGUCAAGUCCAAGGAGCCCAUCGAUGUGUGUGUGACUCUGCUGGACGGCCGCACUGUCAGUCUGCAGCUGGACUCGGCGUCCACCUCCGCCGAGGUCUGUCAGGCUGUGGCCGACCAGAUUGACCUGCGAGACACGUACGGAUUCUCGCUCUACAUCAGCCUCUUUGACAAGAUGUGGUCUCUGGGCAGCUGUGGGCAGCACGUGCUGGAUGCGGUCUCUCAGUGCGAGCAGGAGAUGAGGAGGCAGGGCGGGGAGGAGAAGGACGCCCCCUGGAGGCUAUCCAUCCGCAAGGAACUGUUCACGCCGUGGCACGACUGCUCGGUCGACCACAUCAGCACCGAUCUGAUCUACAGGCAGGUCGUCAAGGGAAUCAAGUCCGGAGAGUACACCAGCGACAAGGAGGACGGAUACGUCCAGCUGGCAGCAAAGCACUAUUACAUCAAGUUUGGUUCUACAUACAACAAAGACAACAUCCAGAAGGUGGUGGAGGAGUGCAUCGCCACCCCGCUCAUCGAGAACAAAUCCAUGACCAAGUGGAUCCAACUCAUCAGCGCAGCACAUUUACAGGGUCCUUAUAUCAACGGGAAGCAGACAACAGACAGCGUAAAGGCUGAACUGGUGAAAAACGCCCAAUACGAAUGGCCCCUGCACUUCUCCAAGUUUUAUGAAGUUACGAUGAUGGCAGGACCUCCUUUACCCAAAAGCAGGUUUGUUGUGGCUGUAAACUGGAGCGGCAUCUUCUUCAUGGACGGCCGAGACCUGAGACUCCUCGAGCUUCCUUACGUCGAGGUAAAGGAAGUUCGCAUCAGCAGUGACAGUCAUGUCAGUACUCAGACGGUGAGUUUGGUCACCGUCAGAGGAGAGUUUGUCCUGAAGUCUGCGGAAGCUGCGGACAUGGCGGCUCUCGUAGAGGUAAACCUGGAGGGUCUGAGAGAGCGCUCAGUGUACGCGCUGGCUCAGCAGGAUCUCAACAAACCAGAAGACCCCUUGAUCCUGGUUUGUAAACGAGGAGACCUGCUGCUGGUGGAGAAAGACGAGGAAAAUGCUCCGGACGGGAACUGGAUCAAAGCAAACAACCAGCGCACCAGCGCCAACGGUGUGGUCGAUAAGGACUUCGUGCAGUUUCUGCCCACUCUAGAGAGGCCCUCUGACGAAAUACUGGAACUGCUGAGUCCAGGACAGAAGAAACCCUCGACAACGCAAAACGUCACUCAGAGGGAGAAGACGGUCGCUCCCGUCUCUUUGAAGGAGUUUGCGCUUGAGUUCUUCAGGCCCGCAGGUAAAGAUGUCGGUCGUAAAGGGGUCGUCAGGGAGAAGCUGUGGGCCAGCUCCAGAGAGCUUCUCAAACAGCCGCUGAUGAAGAGCCUCACUCGCAACUCCGACCUCAGCAACCUGGCCUGCAACGCCUUCACCGCUAUCCUGAAGUACAUGGGCGACUACCCCAUGAAACACGCUCGCAGCCACAUAGAUCUGACAGACCAGAUCUUUGGUCCAGCCACCCAGCAUGAGGCUCUGCAGGACGAGAUCUACUGCCAGAUUAUGAGACAGAUGACCAACAACACCAACAGCAUGAGUAUGGAGCGUGGGUGGCAGCUCAUGUGGCUGUGCUCAGGCUUGUUUCCGCCCAGUCGGGAUUUGAUGAGACACACAGUGCGUUUCCUGGAGUCGCGGCCCAGAGACCCGCUGGCUGCCGGCUGCCUGGAGAGGCUGCAGGGGAUGCGCAG
Molecule: messenger RNA, 1847 nt
Organism: Plectropomus leopardus (leopard coralgrouper)
Lineage: Eukaryota; Metazoa; Chordata; Actinopteri; Perciformes; Serranidae
Source: RefSeq, a predicted model, not a curated record